Messenger RNA from Salvia splendens (bonfire salvia), 929 nucleotides. RefSeq names its product thaumatin-like protein 1b. The record is from RefSeq and is a predicted model, not a curated record. The coding region runs from base 117 to 881 and encodes 254 amino acids. The transcript is spliced from 3 exons. NCBI's taxonomy places the organism in Eukaryota, Viridiplantae, Streptophyta, Magnoliopsida, Lamiales, Lamiaceae.
CCCAACUGUUCUCUCCUUUUUUCUUCACCUCCUUACCAAAAACAAACACACGCUACUAUUUGAAUAUCACACAUUCAUUGUCUUGUCAAUUUCAAUUUAGUUCCCUUCAACACAAAAUGGGCAGACCACCUCAUUUUUCUCUCAUCAUUCUCAUUCUUUCAUUCAUAUUUAUAGCUCCGAUUGCAUUAUCGGCGACAUUCACAUUAGUAAAUCAAUGCACCUACACAGUCUGGCCGGGGAUUCUCUCCGGCGCCGGAACUCAGCCGCUCUCCACCACCGGAUUCGCGCUCAGCUCCGGCGACUCCUUCCCCUUGUCCGUCCCGGCGUCGUGGUCGGGCCGCAUUUGGGGCAGGACACUCUGUUCUCAGGAUCCGGCCACCGGAAAAUUCACCUGCGCCACCGCCGACUGCGGCUCCGGCACUGUCGAGUGCUCCGGCGCCGGGGCGGUGCCGCCAGCCACGUUGGCCGAGUUCACGCUCAACGGCGCGGGCGGCCUCGACUUCUACGACGUCAGCCUGGUGGACGGGUACAACCUGCCAAUGCUCGUGGUCCCACAGGGCGGAGGGAACUGCUCAAGCACGGGGUGCGUGGGCGACCUCAACGAGUCGUGCCCGUCCGAGCUGAAGGUGGUUGGCGGCGCCGGCGGAGGGGAAUGCCUGGCCUGCAGGAGCGCGUGCGAGGCGUUCGGCGAUCCCAAGUAUUGCUGCUCUGGCGGGUAUGCCACGCCCGAAACCUGUGGACCCACCCAGUAUUCGCAGGUGUUUAAGAACGCCUGCCCCCGCGCUUAUAGCUAUGCUUAUGACGAUAAAACCAGUACUUUUACAUGUGCUUCUGCCGAUUAUAUUAUCACUUUCUGCCCAACUCCUUCCCGCAGGAAAUAAAUGAAGAUCAACACAGGGAUUUUACGUGGUUCGAUUUACUGAUGUAAA